Molecule: messenger RNA, 794 nt
Organism: Volvox carteri f. nagariensis
Lineage: Eukaryota; Viridiplantae; Chlorophyta; Chlorophyceae; Chlamydomonadales; Volvocaceae
Exons: 2
Coding region: 1-516 (171 amino acids)
Biological process (GO): vacuolar protein processing
Cellular component (GO): intracellular membrane-bounded organelle
Source: RefSeq, a predicted model, not a curated record
AUGGCCAACCAGGGUGCAAAGAAGCGUGCGGAGGAAAACCGUAAACGGCUGGAAAAGCUGCGGAUAGCAAUCGCGAUCGGAAUUGCAUUCCACUUGGUUGUCCGCUUGAUUAUUCGACAAGGCUACACAUCAUGGUGGCAUAUCAUUGGCUUCGGAGCGACCUUCUUCCUUGAAUUAUUCAGCUACAGCGCUAUCUCCAAGUUUGCGGAACCGGAGUUCAACGACAGAGGUGACAUCGUCUACGGCGGGGCGGACCUCAGCAUGGGCGGCAUGUGUGCUUACUGGCAUGACUUGCUGUACAUCAGCAUCUUUGUGCAGGUGGCCACCUGCCUUUCCACGCAUUUCUGGCUCACCCUUCUGGUGAUCCCAGGCUUCCUGCUGUAUCUACUGUAUAAGAAUGUACUUCAGCCCUACUGGGCGCAGAGCCGCGAACAGCCGGUUUUGGACGAGGCCACUAGGAAGCGGCUAGAACGGAGCCAGCAGCGCGCGGAAAGACGAAGGAUGAAGUGGCGAUGAGGGGAUGGAGCAUGGGGUUUGGGAUAAGGGCAUGGAGGAGAUUUUGGAUAUGGAGGUUAAGUGGGGCCUUGACUUUUCUUGUGGGGGUACUGUGAUGAACGGAGUUGGGGUGGCGUUGAGUUGCAAGCCACUUUGGGAUGCGCCCCUUUUGUUGAAGUUGCAUUUGCUGUUCUUCUUGUUCUUGGAUAGUUUGGCGGCUGGGUUAAAAUUUGGGCGUGCAGGACAGGUUCCAAUCCGAAUGCGGUGAAUCGGAAGCCAGUGGAGGGCAUGUAAUCGCU